GCAAGAUCAAUUAAUCCCUUAAGAAAUGGGCAGUGAAAAUAAGCCUUUGCAAAUAAAUUUCUGGGUUUUCUAUUUCCUUCUCUUUCUUCACAUGGUAUCCUUUUGUAUAGUUUCCACUUUGUAUUACAAAAGGGUUUCUUUUCCAGUAUCCUCUUCCCAUGAAACAUUCAAAGACUCAUCACCACCGUCACCUCGCCUUCUUCCACCACCAAAGUCAAACGCCGAGGCCGCCGGUGCCGGUUUUCAUGGAGCUUCCAAAGUUACUGGAAUGUCUUUGGAAAAACAAGGGGUUUAUCUAAUUCACAACAUGAGCGACACAGAGUUGCUAAGGAAGGUUUCUACCCCAAUUCCGCAAAUUUUUGUUCCAAAAGUGGCAUUCUUGUUCUUGACACCGGGUCCUCUGCCUCUUGCACAAUUGUGGGAAUUGUUUUUCUUAGGCCAUGAAGGACGUUACUCCAUUUACAUUCAUCCUAAUCCUUCUUACAAGGACACAUGGCCUCCAAAUUCCGUGUUCUAUAAUAGAAGAAUACCUAGCAAGUCAGUUUCAUGGGGGGAAACGAGCAUGAUUGAUGCGGAAAGAAGGCUUCUAGCAAGCGCUCUUCUUGACAUUUCCAACCAAAGAUUCGUGUUACUCUCCGAUUCAUGCAUUCCGGUAUUCGACUUCAUCACCAUUUACGAUUACCUCAUCAACUCCACCCAAAGUUUCGUCGCAUCGCAGGAUGACCCGAGAGAGACGGGUCGCGGCCGGUACAGCCCGAACAUGAUGCCCCACAUCACCGUCGAACAAUGGCGAAAAGGGUCUCAGUGGUUCGAAGUCCACCGUGAUCUGGCCGUCCUGAUCGUCUCCGACCGAAAAUACUACAAUAUUUUCCGGGAGCAUUGUCGCGAACCCUGCCUGUGUGAGGAACAUUACUUGCCGACUUUGGUCAACAUUCUUCACCCGGAAAUGAACACGAACCGAACCGUUACUUGGGUUGAUUGGUCCCAGGGCGGGCCUCAUCCGACCACAUACGGUCGGCGAAAUGUCACCAGCGAAUUAAAAAGAAUCCGGAAGCACGCUGACUGCACCCACAAUGGAAAGGAGCAUGCAACCUGUUUCCUUUUUGCCCGGAAGUUUUUACCGGAUACAAUUGAGCCAUUGAUUUAGGUUUUGAUCCCAUCAAUGUGAAUCUAAUAUGAUUUCAUUGUGCUGAUCAUGAUAAGUAUUACUUGGAAUUUGCAGUUACAUAUUUUUUUCCCCCUUUCAUGGUAUUACUUAUUAAUUUUGUUACGGUACUUGAGAAGUUGUAUUAAGAGC
Messenger RNA from Oldenlandia corymbosa var. corymbosa, 1297 nucleotides. The record is from the annotation of a GenBank genome assembly. NCBI's taxonomy places the organism in Eukaryota, Viridiplantae, Streptophyta, Magnoliopsida, Gentianales, Rubiaceae.